AUGCCGUGCGUUGUCAACGAAGCCCGUGUUGAGCACCGGUCGGGCAAUAACACUGAGCGGUCAGCGGUUAGUCCUGUGACUUGUGUACCGAAAACGAUUGAAAAACAGAAAAAUAUGUAUAAACCUAAUUAUCACGCCUUCUCUAUUGAAUCAUUGGUCGGAAACUUGGAUAAGAAAAAAUGCAACACUAAUAGUGACAAUAAUAUUGUUGAGACCCCUGAAGACGAAAAGUUGUCGCGCAAGUCGUCCACAGCGUUGGAAUCGUUAACAUUAAUUUCUUCAUCUUCGACAACACCAUCGCCGACACCCAGUAAUGACAAACAACCAGCGAAUGGCCUGAAAAUACUUAACGAUCAAUACGUAAACUAUAGUAAUAACAGAUUGUCGCCCUCAUCGACGUCGUCGUCAUCAGCGGCCAACAAAAAUGGUAUUUUAGGAUCAUAUAUGACAACCAAUCAUCUCAAUGAAAGCAGACUCGCUAGUCAACAGAUAGCAACUACUCCUCCCGGUGCUCAUCAAUACAGUAGUCACAGAAAAGCCGAAAACAAUAACGCCGUCAUUACUCAUAACCCUAUUGUUAUCAAUAAUAAUAACAAUAAUAAUAAUAAUCAUAGCAUUAGUAAAACAUAUGACCAGAUAUUAAAUAUGAGAGCAAAUAUGAAUAACGGACAUAAUAUAGCUAACAGAGCACACAGUCCAUCGGCACUGGCGGCUCACCAUCAUAUGAGUCAAUUUGUCGACGGCGCCGGUAGUCAUCUUUUACAGUCGUCACCGUACGCCAACAGUCAGUACUAUUGUAGCCAAUUAUAUUACCGUCCAUUUGAGAACCGGCUCAUUACUGCCGGCAACCCAUUCCUGCCACAAGUUUGCGGUUACGGUGCUUCUGGUGUACCAAACUUUUUGUUGGGACCGUUCCGUAAGCCUAAGCGCAUACGUACAGCAUUCUCACCGUCACAACUGCUCCGACUCGAAGAGGUCUUCGAGAAGAACCAGUAUGUGGUCGGCAGUGAACGCAAACAGUUGGCUCGGGAUCUGAAUCUCAGCGAAACUCAAAUAAAAGUGUGGUUUCAAAAUAGACGUACAAAACAUAAGCGCGUGAAACACGAGGAAGACAUCAAAGGUGGCAAUGGAUUCAACGGUAGCCACAAUCGACAUCACGACGGCUCAGAUAUGGUAAGCACUGAUGAAGACGAGGACGAGGAUAUUGAUCCCACUAAUUAUUAG
Messenger RNA from Oppia nitens, 1224 nucleotides. RefSeq names its product homeobox protein Hox-A1-like. Lineage: Eukaryota; Metazoa; Arthropoda; Arachnida; Sarcoptiformes; Oppiidae. Gene Ontology annotation, biological process: central nervous system development; neuron differentiation; regulation of DNA-templated transcription. The record is from RefSeq and is a predicted model, not a curated record. Bases 1 to 1224 code for a protein of 407 amino acids. Gene Ontology annotation, molecular function: DNA-binding transcription factor activity, RNA polymerase II-specific; DNA binding. The transcript is spliced from 2 exons.